CCAUAAACAAUUAUUAUAUUAUACAAUGAAUGGAAGUAUUAUGUACAAUAUUCCAAGAUUAGUUGAUAACCAUGAAGGAGAAAGUGAAAAACGUGCUCCACUACUAACCCUGCGGUUAAUAACGCUUAUGAUUAUGGUAUCUUUGUUGACUUUACAUCUGAAGUCUAUGAGAGUAUUUCGUUGGGAGCAUUCUGUGUCCGGAGGUUUACUGGUGACUUAUGCCAUUGCAGCCGCUGGUCUCGCGUUAUGUGCUGGUGCUGAACAUUGCGGUAGCAUAGCUCUACAGGCAUACUUGACCGGCAUGGGCGCAGUCUUUAUGGCGGUAAAUGCGGGAGUGAUUUGGAAGAGAUGGAGACAAGCGGGUGACUUGACGCUCGUCGUAGCUGAGUUGCUGAUCACUCUGGGUAUACGACUAAAGUGGCAAGUGAUCACCAAAGUUGUUCUCAGUGCCGCAGCCGCGGUAGCACUUCUAACUGACCUUAUUUUAAUAACUUUCUUAUAUAUUAAAUCGUCAUGA
This is a messenger RNA of Vanessa tameamea, 517 nucleotides long. RefSeq lists its product as uncharacterized. NCBI's taxonomy places the organism in Eukaryota, Metazoa, Arthropoda, Insecta, Lepidoptera, Nymphalidae. The transcript has 2 exons. The record is from RefSeq and is a predicted model, not a curated record. The coding region runs from base 26 to 517 and encodes 163 amino acids.